AAAGCCUAUUCCUAUUCUAUGAUUAAACAAAUAUAGUUUAUCUUUUCUUCUUGCUGCCUUACCAGUUCUAAUUUCUGGAAAACCAAGAUCCCGUUUAAGGGUUUUCAUUUUUAUGUUGUUUAGCAUGGAAGGUGAUUGUUGCUCAAGUUCAAGUUGGACGAGCGGGGAGAGGAGGAAGGUGCAAAGGCAACAGAAGAAGGAGAAACCAUUUAGAGGGAUAAGGAUGAGGAACUGGGGGAAGUGGGUGGCUGAAAUCAGGGAACCCAACAAGAGGUCCAGGAUUUGGCUCGGCUCUUACACUACACCUAUCGCCGCCGCCCGUGCCUACGACACCGCCGUGUUCUACUUGCGUGGCCCUUCCGCAAGGCUCAACUUCCCCGAUCUCAUUUUACAAGAAGAGGACCAACUUAGGGACAUCUCAGCCGCUUCCAUACGAAAGAAAGCAACCGAGGUCGGUGCUAAAGUCGACGCCUUGCAGGCGUCGCCGUCGCUUCAUAAUCAUGCUUCCGCAUCGGAAUCACCAGAUAAUACUCGUCGAGUUUUCCCGAAUCCUGAUUUGAAUAAGUACCCUGAAAGUUCUGAUGAAGAAUGAAUCCAUGUAACAGCGAUGAUUGAUGGAAAUAGACCCCCGAAAAGCAACUGUUCAUAGGUGCCAUUUUUUUCUUCUUUUGUGUUCAUCUCAUCGAAAUGGAAUCAAUGAAAAAUGGUUUGAUUCUGUUUGA
Messenger RNA from Hibiscus syriacus, 722 nucleotides. Its product is annotated as ethylene-responsive transcription factor RAP2-1-like. Gene Ontology annotation, biological process: regulation of DNA-templated transcription. The coding region runs from base 113 to 592 and encodes 159 amino acids. NCBI's taxonomy places the organism in Eukaryota, Viridiplantae, Streptophyta, Magnoliopsida, Malvales, Malvaceae. The transcript has a single exon. The record is from RefSeq and is a predicted model, not a curated record. Gene Ontology annotation, molecular function: DNA-binding transcription factor activity; DNA binding.